Molecule: messenger RNA, 1476 nt
Organism: Gaeumannomyces tritici R3-111a-1
Lineage: Eukaryota; Fungi; Ascomycota; Sordariomycetes; Magnaporthales; Magnaporthaceae
Exons: 3
Coding region: 1-1476 (491 amino acids)
Biological process (GO): transmembrane transport
Cellular component (GO): membrane
Molecular function (GO): transmembrane transporter activity
Source: RefSeq, a predicted model, not a curated record
AUGUCUACGCGAAACGAGGAGCUUGGUUCCAAGGUUGACCAUCAGCAUGGCUUGGCGGAUCUGACAGUCGACCCGGCGGCCGAGAAGAAGCUGGUCCGGAAGUUGGACCUGUAUCUCGCUCCCAUAAUGGUCCUGUUCUUUCCGAUGGCCUACCUCGAUCGGAGCAACAUCGCCUCGAUCCUUCCAAGCAACGCAGUGAUCGCCGGCAUGACCGAGGACCUCGAACUGACAGGCGACCGCCUCAACGUAGCCGUGACCGUCUUCUACAUCACCUACAUCACGUUCGAGAUCCCCGCCGCCCUCUCGCUCAAGCUCGCCGGCCCGCGCCGCCUCAUCCCCUUCUUCAUUAUCGGCUGGUCGCUGGUCGUGGUCGGCUCGGCCUUUAUAACCAGUUACGCCGGUCAGCUGGCCACGCGCCUCCUGAUCGGCGCCUUCGAGUCCGGCCUUUUCCCCUUCCUGACGCUCUACCUCUCGACAUUUUACAAGAAGGAGGAGCAGGCCCGCCGCGUGUCGUACCUAUUCGUCGUCGCCGCACUGUCAGGCGGCCUGGGCGGCCUCCUGGCGUACAGCCUGACGAACCUGCACGGCGCGGGCGGCCUCGCCGGCUGGCGCUGGCUGUUCCUCGUCGAGGGGCUGGUGUCUAUGGCCCGGCUCAUGCGCGUCCGGGGCGAGCAAACGGCCGUCUACCUGGGCGAGUCCGAGCUGUUUGACAGGGAGGAGGUUAGGCUGGCCUUUCGGGACCCCAAAGUUUGGCCCUCGGCCGCCUGCCAGUUCUGCGCCAACACGUGCUCCUUCGGCUUCGGGACCUUCCUGCCCAUCAUUAUCAGGGGCUUCGGCUACCCGGCCGUUACAACGCAGCUGCUUACCGUGCCCGUCUACGUGUGGGCGUCCGUCUUUUACAUCCUCGUUAGCUACCUGUCGGACCGGGUUAACAGGCGCGCCGUCUUCAUGACGCCCUUCGCCCUGGUUACGGCGGCCGGGUACGCUAUGCUGGUGGGCGUCCCUACGGCCGCCACCUCGGUGCUUUACUUUGCCACCUUCGUCGCCACGACCGGCAUCUACUGCGUCGUCGGCCUCAACGUAACGUGGGUCAGCAACUCCCAAUGCGGGCUACUACAAGCGCGGGGCCGCCAUUGGCAUCCAGCAGAUGGUCGGCAACUCGGCCGGCAUCAUGGUAAGCCGCCAUUCGCUUUACUCGGUCAUGUCCAGCAACACCCUAUGCUAAUUCGUCGCUGGCUUUUCACCCCGCAGGCGGGGCAAAUCUACCGCCUGACGACAUCAGACGACCGCUACUUCGUCGGCCACGCCGUUUCGCUGGUCGCCAUCUGCGUCGCGUCGUUCGGCUACUUUAUCAUGUGGGCCGUACUGAGACGGAUCAACGACAGGCGGGAGGCCAUGAGUGUCGAGGAACGCGUGCGCGCGCUGGAUGCCGGAAAAAAGGGCGACCGCCAUCCAGACUUUCGAUACAUCUUGUAA